Amaranthus tricolor (Joseph's coat) is the source of this 1823-nucleotide messenger RNA. RefSeq names its product allene oxide synthase-like. The transcript has a single exon. The record is from RefSeq and is a predicted model, not a curated record. Gene Ontology annotation, biological process: sterol metabolic process. Lineage: Eukaryota; Viridiplantae; Streptophyta; Magnoliopsida; Caryophyllales; Amaranthaceae. The coding region runs from base 133 to 1599 and encodes 488 amino acids. Gene Ontology annotation, molecular function: iron ion binding; oxidoreductase activity, acting on paired donors, with incorporation or reduction of molecular oxygen; heme binding.
AUUUUCAUAAAUAAUUAUUCAAAUCAUUGAUAAGCAAUAGCAUAUAAUAACAUGAACUAGUUAGUGACCUCAAACAUAUGCUACAAUUUCAUUUAAUUAAUUCAUUCAUUCAUCCCCUUUCUUGAUAGAACAAUGUCAUCUCUAUGUAACCCUUCUCCAUCCUCACCAUCACUACCCCAAAAUCUUCCUCUACGUGAAAUCCCAGGAAACUAUGGUUUCCCGUUCUUCGGACCACUUAAAGAUCGAUGGGAUUUUUUUUAUUUUCAAGGAAGAGAUAAUUUCUUCAGAUCUCGCAUUGAAAACCAUAAUUCAACUGUGUUUCGAACAAACAUGGUUCCUGGCCCAUGGAUUUCCCAUGAUCCACGAGUUGUUGUUCUAUUGGACGCAAAAAGCUUUCCUGUCCUUUUUGACAUGUCCAAAGUCGAAAAAAAUGAUGUUCUUACGGGAACAUACACACCUUCCACUUCCUUCACCGGAGGUUAUCGUGUGUGUGCUUAUUUAGACCCGAGUGAGUCUAACCAUAACUCUUUUAAGGGUCUAUUAUUGUCUCUCCUUGCAUCUAAGCAAGAAGAAAUCAUUCCUCUCUUUCAAACUUGUUUGAAUGAAUUCUUCCUAGAAAUGGAAGAUCAGUUGAAGAAUAAUAGUCGAGUUGAUUGUGAACCACUCAUUGAUAAAAUAUCGUUUGAGUUUGUUUAUAAAUUGUUUUGUGAUGGUAAUAGUCCGUCGGACUUUUUAAUGUCCGAUGGGGCUAAAAUGUUCAAAAAAUGGCUAAUUUGUCAAAUAGGACCCGUGAAAACAUUGGGUUUACCCGUAUUUUUAAACCCAAUUGAAGAUCUCUUACUCCAUUCCGUUAGACUUCCCUUUUUCUUAGUGAAAAAUGAUUAUGAAAAAAUAUAUAAUGCAUUUUACUCAUCAAAAUCAUCGUUCAUAGAAAAAGCACAAAAAAAUGGCAUAAGUAGAGAAGAAGCAUGCCAUAACUUGGUCUUCAUGGCUGGUUUUAAUGCAUUUGGUGGGUUUAUAACAUGGUUUCCAUCUCUAAUCAAGUGGGUUGCAUCCGCAGGGGAAACCCUACACCAUCAACUAGCUGAUGAAAUCAGGACCGUUGUAAAGUCCGAAGGUGGGGUCACUUUGAAUGCCAUCCACAAGAUGACGUUGACUAAAUCAGUGGUUUAUGAAGCUUUUAGGAUUGAGCCUCCUAUACCAUACCAAUAUGGUAGGGCUAAGGAAAAUUUGAUGAUACAAAGUCAUGAUUAUUCGUUUAAGGUCAAUAAAGGGGAAAUGUUAUUCGGAUAUCAACCAUUUGCUACAAAAGAUCCGAAAAUAUUCGAUGAACCCGAAAAAUUUAAAGGGAAUAGAUUUGUAGGAGAAGAAGGAGAAAAAUUGUUAAAGUAUGUUUUAUGGUGUAAUGGAAGAGUGAUUGAUGAUCCAACGGUGGAGAAUAAACAAUGUCCCGGUAAGAAUUUGGUUGAGUUGAUGUCUACGGUUUUUUUGGUGGAAUUAUUUUUAAGAUAUGAUUCAUUUUCCAUUGAUGCGAAUAACUCAAAUAAUUGUGUUUGUUUGUCAUUGAAGAAGGGCGAAUCACUUGAAUAUGAUGUUUAAACUAAUCAAGAUUAAUAAUGUAUUUAUUAAUUUAUGAUCUUAAUUUAUUGAUUAAAAAAUAUAUGGCAUUUAUUGUAUAAUUUUGUUUUUAAUUUUGUGAUGUAGAUGUGAAUUAUUGGUUGAAGGCUUGUGUAUUGUUCUAGUUUGUCGAUUUCUAAGAAGUCAAUAAAGUGUGAUAUCAACUUGAAAUUAUACUAAUUUUUUAUGUUAUUAUUCUUGGGUUU